This is a messenger RNA of Peromyscus maniculatus bairdii (prairie deer mouse), 1601 nucleotides long. Its product is annotated as actin, aortic smooth muscle-like. The record is from RefSeq and is a predicted model, not a curated record. Lineage: Eukaryota; Metazoa; Chordata; Mammalia; Rodentia; Cricetidae.
AACAGGGAAAGGCCUACAACACCCAGGGACCCUGUCAGUGCAGAGGGGGUGGGGGGUGGGGGAAGGUCUGUGGUCUCCCUCAGAGACACCAGAAAGGGACAUGUUCCCAAGCAAGAUCAGCUGGUCCUGAAUGAACACACGUGGGACCGGCCACAGAUGCCCAGGCUGUCCCCAGGGAGCACGAAGAACUUGAGGAGACCCUAGCCUCCCGCCUGGCUGUUUCCAGAACCCCAAGCCAGGUGUGUCCAGGCCACCACAGCACCAUGGACCAAACACCCAUCAUCUGUGACUACGGUUCUGGCUUCAGCAAGGUGGGCUUUGCAGGAAAUGAGGCCCCUCUGUCUGUCUUCCCCACCAUCAUCGGGAAACUGAAACAUAAUAACCUGCUGGUGGGGACGGAAGAAGAAGACUGUUUCAUUGGAGCUGAGGCCCAAAAUAAUCUGGUACAGCUGAACCUGAACCACCCCAUCACCCGGGGAGCCAUUGCCAACUGGGACAAUGUGGAGAAGAUUUGGCAUCACUCCUUCUACCAGGCCCUCCACAUCUCCCCCGAGCAGCACCCUGUAAUGAUAACAGAGCCACCGUUAAACAGCAAGGAUGUUAAAUCAAGAAUGACACAGCCUGCUGCAAGAGGCACUCAUGAGCACCUGGGCAGUGUGUGCCACCUGGCCGGCCAGCAUGCCAAUCUUCCUCCCCAGAUCCUCUUUGAAACCUUCAACGUCCCCGCCCUGUACAUGGCUAACCAAGGGGUCCUCUCCAUGUACGCUGCUGGCAGAACCUCUGGGACAACUAUUGAAUCUGGAGAAGGGAUGACAUACAUUGUGCCUAUUAUGAAUGGCUAUCCUUUGCAACUGUCGACCCUCAAGCUGGACGUAGCUGGACAAGACCUGACUUCGUACCUCCUGAAACUGCUUUCAGACAGUGGGAACUUGUUAGUGGGUGCAGCUGACCGUGAGUACAUCCGGGACCUGAAAGAGAAACACUGCUAUGUGGCACUGGACUAUGACAUGGAAAUAUCAAAAACCGCGGCGCCCUCCUGCCAGAAAAAAUUCCAGUUGCCCGAUGGCAAGGAAGUCAGCAUGGGGCAGGAGGCUUUCAUGUGCUCAGAGGCCCUCUUCAAUACCAGCCUCAUCGGGAAAAGCAACCUGGGGAUCCACAUUCAGGCCCAGGAGAGCAUCACAUCCUGCGACCGCUCCUACUGGAAGACUCUUUUUAGUCAUAUCAUGGUGUCUGGCGGCACCGGUGCCUUCUCAGGCCUACGACUCCGGCUGCAGAGAGAGAUAACAAAUCUGGCCUCUCCAGACCUCUGUGUGAAGGUGGCCAUCUCUCCAUAUGCCAAGUACGGUGCCUGGGUAGGUGCCUCCAUCUUGUGCUCUCUCCCUAUGUUCAAGGACAUGUGGGUCACAAGUCAGGAAUAUAGGGAAAUUGGCCCUUCCGUCAUGUGUAGAAGAAACCUCUGACUGGUGACUUUCAGGUUCCAUCACCUGGGCCAACAUCACCAUGCCCAGGCUGAGCCUCAGCCUAACUGAGCAGGCCACAGUUAGAACAAGCUUACAGCAAGGCCCCUUUUCUCCUGGAAGACAGUAAAAGUAUGCAACGGG